GGCAACUGGUAAUGUUUUAACACAUUUAGCACAAAUGAAACAAAACAUGAGCUUAUCAAUAUCUAAUAAAAUGACUAAUACUGAACAUGAACCUUUGCUCUUGUAAUAAACAGUUCAAAACAAUACAUUUCAAAUGGCUAGUUCUACUGUUUCCUCAGUGAUGGAUUGGUCGAGAGAACAAAUCAAGUUUUAUUUAAAAAGGGAAGGUUUGUCUGAAGAGGCUAUAACAGUGUUAUGUGAUGAUAAUGGUGUAGAUGGAAAAUGUUUGUUAUUAUUAAAUGACAAUGAUUUUACCCAGGCCCCUUUAAAUAAAUUAACCUUAAGAGACAGAAAGUGCCUUUUCUUAGCUUACAAGCUCCUACAAAGGGAAAAUCAAAGUUCCCUUCAAGAACUUGGUGUUGUAGAACAACAUUAUCAUGUAUAUAGUUGCCAAACUUAUGGUAAAGUUGAAAGUGAAUAUGGAGAUUCGGAAAGAAUAUCACCACCAUUAUCAGAAGAUGGUAGACCCAGAUAUCCUCCAGAAAAAAGAAAAGCCUUCCUUAGCUUUAUGUAUGUUGUAGCAGUUACUUGGAUUACAGCUUUCGUUAUGGUAAUAGUACAUGACAGAGUACCUGAUAUGGAAAAGUAUCCACCUCUUCCAGACAUAUUUUUAGAUAAUGUCCCUUUAAUUCCAUGGGCAUUCGAUAUGUGCGAAAUUACAGGAACUGUUUUGUUUACAAUGUGGUUAAUCGUAUUAAUUUUUCAUAAGCACAGAUUUAUUCUUAUGCGAAGAUUUUUUGCCCUUUCCGGAACAGUCUUCCUUUUGCGAUGUGUUACUAUGCUCAUAACGUCCCUAAGUGUUCCCGGAUCUCACCUACAAUGUCAGCCAAAAUUAUAUACCACACAAGCCAAAGGGAUUUUUGGAGAUUUAGCGAGAAAAUUAUCACAAGCUUUUGUGAUAUGGAGGGGAGCCGGAAUGUCCAUUAGAGGUGUGCGAACAUGUGGUGAUUACAUGUUUAGUGGGCAUACAGUAGCUUUAACUAUGUUGAAUUUUUUCAUCACCGAGUAUACUCCAAGGUACAUUUAUUACCUUCACACUCUUUCUUGGAUGAUGAAUAUGUUCGGCAUCUUUUUUAUAUUAGCAGCUCACGAGCAUUAUUCCAUAGAUGUUUUUGUAGCAUUUUACAUUUCAAGCAGACUAUUUUUAUACUAUCAUACUUUGUCCAAUAAUCAGGCAUUAAUGCAAAGAGAUUCAACAAGAACAAGAGUUUGGUUUCCACUUUUUUCCUAUUUUGAGUCCAGCGUGGAAGGAAUUGUACCCAACGAGUACGAAACACCAAAGCAAAUAGUAGCAAAUAUUAUAAGGUUUGUCCAUGGAUUUUUCAUUGAUGUUAAGAAGACAGUAUCCCAGCCCUUGGUUACUGUUUCUUCUAAACCGGUUAUUCAAAAAAGUAGCAAAACAAUGAAAGAUAAUAGUCGAAAUUCCAAAACAAAUAUUAAGAACAGUGUGGAUCCUGAGGAAAGAAAAAAGAAAUAAAUCGGUUUUGUUAAGGUAUUUAUGCAGGCCAGUCAAACUUUGGUAGUUUCAUAAACUUGUUUAUACAUUUUGGUAUAAGCAAAAGCAUAUACGGAAUAUUUAAUGUCCAAAUUUAUAUUAUAAAUGCUUAACGACAAGUCGUUACAGUAGUAUCUUUCCAGAGCUUAGAUAAUAUGUGAACAACAUUCACCCACGUUUCGUUCAGAUAAUAAAUAUUUUUGUGGACAGAAAAACCUCUUUAAUAGAGCGAACAUAAGCGAAGAUCGUCUCCAUGAGACCAAAUCUUCUAUUUCUAUUAAGACAGAUACGGAUCGUUUGGCAUAUAUAAAUUUUAAAUCUUCUUUUAUUAUUAUCCUUAACGUCUUUUUGCUCAUUUUUUGAAUGAGAUAAUUAGUGCGUAUAAUUAAUUUCUGGUGGCUUCGGUGCCAAUCGGCUCGUUCUGCAAUGCAUUUAAUUGCGACAACGGAUACUCCCGUUGAAAAUG
Molecule: messenger RNA, 2000 nt
Organism: Diabrotica balteata
Lineage: Eukaryota; Metazoa; Arthropoda; Insecta; Coleoptera; Chrysomelidae
Source: the annotation of a GenBank genome assembly